This is a messenger RNA of Poecilia latipinna (sailfin molly), 938 nucleotides long. RefSeq names its product tripartite motif-containing protein 16-like. The transcript has 5 exons. Gene Ontology annotation, molecular function: protein binding. The coding region runs from base 75 to 776 and encodes 233 amino acids. The record is from RefSeq and is a predicted model, not a curated record. NCBI's taxonomy places the organism in Eukaryota, Metazoa, Chordata, Actinopteri, Cyprinodontiformes, Poeciliidae.
CCUGAGAACUAAACCAGAAGACAAACAAUCACCACUUUCUCUCUCUUGGUGAUUUAGUUUGGAUGUAGAUUGAGAUGCAGAGGGAACCCAGUUCUGCAGCAAUCCUCCCUGACAAAACCAAACCAGGGAAAUUAAGUAAAUCCAAAAAGGAUGAAACAACAAAUGAAGAGAGAUUUUAUUCACCAGAUAUUCCAGAGCCCAGAAGCAGAGCUGAGCUGAUGAAAUAUUGGAUUAAUCUGACUUUGGAUAAUAAAACAGCCAAUAAGCUGUUGUGGAUUUCUGACGGCGGGUCGAAGGUUUGCCGCAGAACCAAAGAGGUUUGUCCUGUGCUGGACGGACCGGAGAGAUUCGAAUAUUCUCCCCAGGUGUUGUGCAAGGAGAGCAUUUGGAAGCGCAGGGCUUACUGGGAGGUUGAGUUUUCUGGCUGGGUGGCGGUCGGCGCUUCGUACGACCAAGCAGCGAGGAGAGCGUAUUCUGGGAUGAGCGGCCUGGGGGAAAACGAGCAGUCCUGGGGUUUGUGCUGGUCGGGCAGCUGUUACCAGAUCUGGUUCGACUGCGACCACGAAGACAUCAGCGACGUCCCGUUCUGCUCCAGGAUCGGCAUGUAUGUCGACCAGCCGGCCGGGAUCAUAAACUUCUACGCUGUAGCCGGCGACGGCGCGGAGCGGGAGGUCAGGCUGCUGCACCGAGUCACGACCACCAUGGAGAAAAAGAUUCUUCCAGGGUUCUGGCUGGGAAUUCAGUCUUCAUGCACCUUACUGCAGAAAACAGAAUGAGUCCAGGAAACUAACGCUGUUUAUAGAGACUGUUAAGUUUAAACUCUGAAGAAGUAUGAAUGUUGGUGUAUUUUAUUGGGAUUUAUGAGCUACACUAACACAAAGUAUUAAAUAAAGCGCAAAGUGGAAGAAAAUGGAUGAUAAUAAACUUCAUUUAAAAAG